AUGGGAAGGCCCAUCCCUGUAUGUGAUAGCGCAACUGCUAGGUACUCUAACAAAUCUGGUGAAUUUGUUGAUUGCUUGGCUGGUUGCUUGAACGUGCAGGGAGAUUACUAUACUUGUGAAUUCUCUCUCAAGCUUUUCCAGAGAAAGUUCAGGCUUCCCAAGUUCGUGAUUGAUCCGAGAGUGAAGAUGUGUGCGUCGAAGGGGAAGAAGGAGGUAGUUGAUGCUUCAGUCGCCAUCAUCGCCCGAAUGAAGGCCCAGCUCAUGGAGAAACAGGUGACUCUGAAAGGAUUGCAGCUUGAAAGCGCGGACGUUCAUGGCGCCAUUGGAAGGGAGACGUGGGCCCUUCAGAAAAAGGGUGGGUCCAAAGGAACCCACAUUGAUCUCACCAAGGAUCCAAAGGCUCUGGAGCCAGGGACUCCUCAAUGGGAGGCCACAUCCCGGGACAUCCGCCAAGCCCUGGAGACCUACGGCUGCUUCUUGGUGGACUAUGACUCCGUCUCCCGCGAGCUGCGGGAGGCCAUGUUCGAGGAGAUGGAGCCCCUGUUUGCUCUCCCGGCCGAGGCCAAGCGCAAGGCGGCCGAGGGAACGCCGCAGUCAAGCCUGGUGCUGCCCGGGCAAACCCCGGACGCGCCGCUGCAGCAGGUGUUUGGUGCCGUGGGCCUGCAGGAACCCGAGACCGCUCAGGCCCUGACGGACAUACUGUGGCCCGAUGGCAACGACAAGUUCUGCCAAGCCUUACAGUCAAUGAACAAGAAGAUGGGAGAAAUGGCUCUUGUACUGAAGAAGAUGAUCUUUCAGAGUUACGGGCUCGGCGAAUACUGUGACUCUAAUGUUGAUCCCACAGAAAUAGGCUUCGGCAUGGUUAGAUAUUCAGCUCCCAUGACCGAUGAGCCUACUAAAGGGCUUUCAGAGCAUAUUGAUGGCACUUUUAUUACUAUACUAUGUGAGAACGAUGUGGAUGGGCUCUUCACCAAAUCUUCAAAGGGCGAAUGGCAUCGAGUUAUCCUUAAAAAGAACACUUUCAUCGUUUUAGCUGGCUUCUUACUUACGGCUUGGAGUAAUGGUCGUAUUCACGGUUGUCUACAUAAGGUGACCUUCAAGGGCUAUAAGGUUCGGAAAUCUUGCGGUUUGUUCCUACGUCCUAAGCUAGAUCAGACUGUAGAGACGCCUCGUGGGCUCAUUGAUGAAGACCACCCUCUUCGUUUCAAGCCAUUUCGUUUUAAGGAAUUUCGCCAAUAUUGUAAAGCGCAUGAUUUUGCUGAGGACCUGCUUGAUAAGUUUGCAGGCAUCUAAUUUUAUUAGGCUGAAUGUUGCUCUAUAUUGAAACUUAUCGUGUAUGUAGCUCUAUAUUUAUCACGAGAGCGUUUAUUGCUUUCUAUGUGAACGUAUCUUGCCGUUAUUUCCCCCUU
Asparagus officinalis (garden asparagus) is the source of this 1409-nucleotide messenger RNA. RefSeq names its product probable 2-oxoglutarate-dependent dioxygenase AOP1. Bases 1 to 1293 code for a protein of 430 amino acids. Gene Ontology annotation, molecular function: dioxygenase activity. Lineage: Eukaryota; Viridiplantae; Streptophyta; Magnoliopsida; Asparagales; Asparagaceae. The record is from RefSeq and is a predicted model, not a curated record. The transcript is spliced from 6 exons.